Messenger RNA from Temnothorax curvispinosus, 1151 nucleotides. RefSeq names its product geminin-like. The record is from RefSeq and is a predicted model, not a curated record. Bases 156 to 686 code for a protein of 176 amino acids. Lineage: Eukaryota; Metazoa; Arthropoda; Insecta; Hymenoptera; Formicidae. Gene Ontology annotation, biological process: negative regulation of DNA replication; negative regulation of cell cycle. Gene Ontology annotation, cellular component: nucleus. The transcript has 5 exons.
GAGACGAGAUCAACGGUGAUCAACGGUUGAUCGUUUUUAGAAUUGUGCAUGAAUAAGACAACGUGUUUGCCUGGUUUGCGGGGUUUGCCACAGUUUGGUCGGUCCUGUUUUAACGUUAUUUUAUACAUCUCUGAAUUUCCUUCGAAAGCAGCACGAUGCACCACGAACUGGUCAACACGGUCGCUCCUAAAAUCAAGGACAGAAAACCUUUGCACACACUGCAGCCAGCAGCCACCGAUAAAGACACUUUAGUUGGUGCUGACAGGACUCUUAGAUCUUGCAAAUCGAAAGAGGCAAAAACGAAACAGGAUGUAACAAAUACAGGGGAAAAAGAUACUUCAAAAUGCACAAAAGUAACUAAGAAGAAUAAGGCUGUCCAGACUACACGAGAGAAGAUACAAAUUGAAGUAGAAGAUUUAACAUCAGACAAUCCUAGUGAGAACUAUUGGCAAAUUCUGGCUGAAAGAAAACAAACGGCACUUGUGGAUGCCUUAGAAGAAAAUAAAAAGCUCGUACAACAGAUUGAAAAGUUAGUAGAGGAAAAUCAUGUUUACAAGGAAAUGUUGGAUGAGAUGAGAACACUUGUUGAAGUACUACAGGAGCAAAUUGAAGACGAUAGAAGCGAUAUUGAAGAUGAAGACGAUAGAAACGAUAUAAAUAAUUCGUUAGAUGACAGUGCUCUUUGAUGUGAGUUUGCUCAUUGAAUUCCUCAAACAUAAGAAAAGACUAAUAUACUAGUGACUACGCUGAUAAUUUAUAAAAAAAUAUUUAUAAUUUUAGCAAAGUGUUCAAAGUAUUUGAUUGCCAUUUGCACAUCUAGCCAUUCAACAUUUUAAAGUUUGACGUAAACAAAUAACAUUUCUUUUUCUCUUGUAAUAGAGUUAUUUAACACUUUAUAUUAAUAUCGCAAAUUGUUAACCGUUAAUGUUAGAGAUAUACAAGUAACAAAAAUUAAAAUUAAUCAGCUUUUUAACAUGUAUAAAACGAUAAGAGGACAGUUAGAAUACAAAAUUUUCUGUUUAAAAUAUCUUUAUGACAAAGAGCAGUUUUGUCUGUUCCAGUAAAUAUAUUUCAAGUGCCAAGUAAAGUUAUUAGAUAUAAACGUAUUAAUGUGUAUAGCCAUUAAGAAUUAAAAAGUUAUUUAAUCUAAA